AUGUCCUCCACGUAUCGCUCUCUCUCAAACUCGCAAUAUAAUGUUGGAUGGAUUUACCCUAUAAGCCACGAGUGCGCGUGCGAAUGCGCCGACGGCGAAACGACGCCUGAGCCGGAUGUGAGAGCUGCUGAAACACCGUCUACGGCAACCCCUUUGAAUCAAACUUCCGCCCCAAUCGAUCCUAAUGAAGAAGAAAGGCUUCGCGGCGGUGUAGAGGUUGACGAGGACGGCGACAGCACCGGUUCAGAUUCGGACUACCAAUCCUUCUCCGAGUCUGAAGACGAACAGGACGAUCAGACCACUCCCCAACCCUCAAUACACGACGACGAGCGACUGGCCCGUGAGCUUCAACGACAGAUGUUGAUGGAAGCCGCUGGACUGGUGGUGAAACGCGAAGAAGGCCGCCGCCCUCCACCACCGCGCCCUGUUCGCCGACGUGCUGCAGCGCAUGUUACGACGCCCAAGAAACAUCGUCCGGCUCCUGCUGUACCAGAAUCAAGUCGUAGGCAACGGAGGAGAGCGGCCGACGACGACAAAGAUCUGCCUGAGGUGCCGGCCGACGAGGAGCCGGAGCCCGCUCCCACGAUACGUCUCGAUGAUGCGUUUGAACGCUACGAGGCGUUCAAGUCGCAAGCUGCUGAGAGUAACAAUAACCGCUUCUCGGUCGCCAGCUUCGACAGCGCGAGCUUCGUGAACGUCUCUCCGCCCAUCGCUGAGAGCGCCAGUACAAGUUCGAAUGCGGCACCCUCGAGCCCGUCGUCCUCGAUCUUCCGCAUUCCAGCGCAUGCGCAUAGGGAGAGCGGAGGCGGCCUACUCUCGCAUUUCUUGGGUAGAAGCAAGACUCCUAUUGAGGAGGCACGCUCGCGGCCUGUCAUCUCUGGCCCGAUUUCAGGACCUGUGCAGCAAGGCACCGUGGAGGAGGCAGGUGGCACCACACCAACUCUUGAGCGCGCGGAUAGUACCAACGGCGGUCAACCAAGCGGCUUUGGCUCGUCGUGGUCAAGCCUAGUAGACAAGGCUGCUCUUGAGGGUUUACCAGAGCGCGAGCGCAAGAGACAGGAGGCGAUCUUCGAGUUUAUCGCCACAGAAGCCGCCUACGUCCGGGAUCUACAGCUCAUCGUAGAGGUCUUCUAUGGUAGCAUGCUGAACAUCCUCGACCAGAAAGCUAUCGCUGUCAUCUUUGCCAAUGUGGAAGAUAUCCUUCUAACGAACACUACGUUCUUGAGCGCUUUGGAAGAACGGCAACGCGAUUGCCGCCUGUAUAUUGACCGCAUCGGCGAUCUUCUCGAUCACAAUAUGGGGAAUAUGAAGAUAUACAGGGAAUACUGUGUCAACCAAGCGAAUGCUGCAAGAGUACUGCAGUCGCUUCGGAAGGAGAAUGCCGAGCUUGCUGCCCAUCUUCAGGCACUGCAGACCGAGAACCCAGCCGUCCGAAAUCUCGACUUGUCUAGCUAUCUCCUAGUCCCCAUGCAACGUGUCACCCGAUACCCUCUUUUGAUCAAGCAGAUACUGCAUUAUACCGAGACGGAUGAGGACAGCAAGCUUACUGAGCACGCUCUACGCACUUCCGAGAAGAUCCUGGGCCGUAUAAACGAAGAGAUCCGUGCGCAAGAGGGCAAGGAUCGCUUGCGCGAACUAUCUCAGGACCUCUGGAUUGGUAAUGGGAGACUUGACCUUACUGCGCCGACGCGUCAGUUCGGCGAACGCAAGCUGCUCAAGGAAGGUAUACUUGCAAAGGCCAAGAGCGGACGUCGUCUGCGUGCCGUCUUGUGCAAUGACAUCUUCAUCCUCACCGAUGAGCAAGCAAAGACCCUAUACCGCAUCCCUAUGCACCUCUCCGAGAUACAAGUUGGAGACACAUCCGGCCGAGACGAGACGUCCUUCCGCGUCUCGAAGGCAUAUCCGCGAGGGGGUGAUGCUAUCGUUCUUCGCGCCAGCUCUGCUCGUGAGUGUCAAGCAUGGCUGGCCGAGAUCGAAGCUGCGGCGCAACGCUGCCGCGACGCCGAGCGGCAGCAAGCAGCAAAGAAGGCCAAACCCGUCCAGUCAUGGCAACCUGCGCCUUCCGUCCCACAGAUUCAAGCGCCCUGGUAA
Messenger RNA from Peniophora sp. CBMAI 1063, 2091 nucleotides. The record is from the annotation of a GenBank genome assembly. NCBI's taxonomy places the organism in Eukaryota, Fungi, Basidiomycota, Agaricomycetes, Russulales, Peniophoraceae.